Messenger RNA from Poeciliopsis prolifica (blackstripe livebearer), 2383 nucleotides. It is a transcript of the gene spock2, whose product is annotated as SPARC (osteonectin), cwcv and kazal like domains proteoglycan 2. Lineage: Eukaryota; Metazoa; Chordata; Actinopteri; Cyprinodontiformes; Poeciliidae. Gene Ontology annotation, molecular function: protein binding; calcium ion binding. Bases 229 to 1488 code for a protein of 419 amino acids. The transcript has 10 exons. The record is from RefSeq and is a predicted model, not a curated record.
UCCGCCUGCCUCCCAUCUGCAGCAGCAUCUCUCGGGCUCAUCAGGCGGCGCUUCCCCUCCAGCCUCAGCAUCCGCCGCCUUCCCGAAGAGGAGCGCCGACAGACGCCGUUGCUUCGUGCGAGGAGGUGUCCUGCGUGCGUGUUUUUUUUUUUUUUUUUUUUUAUUCCCCCCCCCACACACACACACACACUCACACACCCUUUUUCCCUCCCACUUCUCCGGUUAAACAUGGUGGAAAUGUCGGGUAUGGUGUGCCUUCUCGCCCCGCUGCUGAUGUUCGCGGGGUCCACCUUGCAGGCGGACGUGAGGAGCGUCCGAGACGCGGAGAAAUCCGGGAAUUUCAUGGAAGACGAGCAGUGGCUGUCCACCAUUUCACAGUACAGCCGCAAGAUCAAGCACUGGAACCGCUUCCGAGACGACGAUUAUGUGCGAACCUGGGAUGAAAACCAAGACUCUAAUGACAAUGUAGACACCACCAAGGACCCCUGUCAGAAGGUUAAGUGUAGCCGACACAAGGUGUGCAUCGCCCAGGGCUACCAGAAAGCCGUGUGCGUCAACCGCAAGAAGCUGGAGCACAGACUGAAGCAGCCCACUCUGCGCUCUCCUGAUGGGAACUGUCAGCCAUGUCCCAUCUCCUCCACCGGGCCAGUGUGUGGAUCAGACGGACACAACUACGCCUCAAAGUGCAAGCUAGAGCAGCAGGCGUGUCUCACUGGGAAAGCUCUCACCCUGAAGUGUUCAGGUCUGUGUCCUUGCCCAACUGCUGCACCUGCGUCCAGGGAGGGGAACCACGAGAGCUGCACCGGGCAGGAUCUGUCUGAUCUCGGCGAGCGUCUGAAGGAUUGGUUCCAGCUCCUGCAGACCAACGCCAAGCAGAACAAUAACAGCAAGCAAGGGGCCAGAUCCCCAGCAGCCAGCACUACGUCAGUGCUGGACAGGAGCCUGGUCGCCAGCUGUAAGGACUCCAUAGGUUGGAUGUUCUCCAAGCUCGACACCAAUAACGACCUUUACCUGGAUCAGGCCGAGCUGGCUGCCAUCAACCUGGAAAAAUACGAGGUCUGCAUCCGGCCAUUUUUCAACUCCUGCGACUCCUACAGGGAUGGAAAGGUUUCCACGGCUGAAUGGUGCCUCUGCUUCUGGAGGGAGAAGCCGCCCUGCCUAGCAGAACUAGAGAGGAUUCAAGUUCUGGACGGUGGGAAGAAAAAGUUUGGCCGAUUCAUCCCCAGCUGCAACGAGGACGGCUACUACCGGAGGCAGCAGUGCGAGAGGGGCGAGUGCUGGUGCGUCGACCAAAACGGAGGAGAAGUUGCGGGGUCUAGGAUUCGUGGCAAGCCGGAUUGCGAUUCUGAAAUGACAUAUUCAGGAGAUUUUGGCAGCGCAGUUGGAUGGGAAGACGAGGAGGAGAAGGAAGCUGAGGAGACUGCAGAGGAGGCUGAGGAGGAGGAGGGAGAGGUGGGAGAGGUGGAUGACGGGGGGUAUAUCUGGUAAAAGGGUCAGCUUUUAUCCCAACCUCUAUGUGGGAGCAUUUAACGGUCCCAAACACACACACACACACACACACACACACACACACACACACACACACACACACACACACACACACACACAUAGAUACUGCUGAUGAUGGAUGUGUUAAAGACACUCCACUCAGAUUUAUAAUGGGUUAGAAAAACACGAGGGAAUGUCGUGAUUUGGAAGGGGGUCAGACGCUAAUGGGAGUAUUUAUUGUUUCAGGGUGUUCUUAUCUUGGGAAACAGGAAAUGGGAGAUGUUAUUCAGAAAUUUGGGGCUUGGGAGUAAAAAAAAUAAUAAUCUUGUCCUUUUAAUUGUGACUCUUUGUUCUCCUUUGUUGUAUGUCCUUUGAACUAUCUACAAGCUGUUUUUAGCUGAUGUGUAAUGGAGAUUUCAAGAAGCGGCAGGUGCUUGCAUUAAGAAAAAAAUCUAUAUAUGUAUAUAUCCAGUUUGGGUGCAUUUCAAUAAUCUAGAGUGGUCUUCUUUAUCUUCUAUGUGUGCAGAUGGAAACCGGUUACGAUUUUAGUUUGUAAUCUGCCCAUAAAGGAAAGGAAACCUGGUAGAGUAUUGAAAAUCGCCCUCUGGUUUUAUUGUUUUCACCUCAUACGCUUUGGCUCAUAUGUGACAGUAAUGCUCUGUCUCAUUCAUGACUUAUUAGGACGUUUCUCACACUUCACCCCUUAGCUUGUACAUAACGUGUGCAUCAGAAGACAGAAUGUCACCUGCUGGUCAAUGCCUUGAAAGACUGGCAGCUUUACGGCUUAGCUGACAAGUGUACAUCGUAAUAUAAUGUGCAUCGGUUAUUGUGUUUAAUUAAGAAAAGAAAAAAACAUCAAAUAAAUCUUAUCUAUGUGGCUGAGCUGGUCACCGUG